Molecule: messenger RNA, 16979 nt
Organism: Engraulis encrasicolus (European anchovy)
Lineage: Eukaryota; Metazoa; Chordata; Actinopteri; Clupeiformes; Engraulidae
Gene: abca12
Product: ATP-binding cassette, sub-family A (ABC1), member 12
Exons: 75
Coding region: 269-16159 (5296 amino acids)
Biological process (GO): transmembrane transport; lipid transport
Cellular component (GO): intracellular membrane-bounded organelle; membrane
Molecular function (GO): apolipoprotein A-I receptor binding; ABC-type transporter activity; lipid carrier activity
Source: RefSeq, a predicted model, not a curated record
GGUCACACUCUUGGAUGUUGCUACCUGUCGCUGUGAACACCUGAGAAGCGCUAGCCUUGUUUGAAAUAAAGGAUUAAGACAGGAGACAACCCGGUGUACCAACCUAUCAAUUCAAAGUUUCAUUUACUUCAUUUAUUUUCGGCAAGGAAGUUGGUUCAUGGAGAUUUAAGUUUGCUAGGAUUUACCUAGCAAGCAAAAUGUGCUUAUUACGUUCACAUCGGUAACCCUCAUCUGUGAAAAAAAGACGCGUCAAAAGACCCCAUAACUGAUGGCCUCAUUCUUCCAUCAGUUACGACUUCUGUUGUGGAAAAAUGGCCUCAGUGUCAUCAGGCAACCAGGAUGGUCCCUGGCUCUGCUCAUCUGGCCCCUGGUCAUCUUCAUUAUCCUGGCUAUUACCCGAUCCCAGUUCCCUCCCAAGAUAAGAGACACAUGCUAUGUGGCCCCAAGGAAUCUCCCGAGUGCGGGCUUCUUCCCCUUCCUGCAGACCCUCAUGUGCAACACAGACACCUCCUGCUCCAACCACUCUCGCCUGUCUGGACGCCGCUACCGCGGUCACCAUGGCUACCGGGUGGCACGAGACACAGCCGCGGCCGAGCAAGACCAUGACCAUGACCAUCCCGGCAUGGUCUUCCUGUCUGGCCAGCCUGCCAUCCUGACCCAUCUCCAGGAGCAGGGCUUGGUGCGGAAAGUACGCUCCACCCAGGAUGCCGAGCGCCUCGAUGACCUCACGGAACUCUGGAACAUGCUAAUAAACCCUAGCAGUCAAUCAACACCUCCAAAGGACACACUCAUGGCUGCAAUCAACCAAACAAUUUUCCUUAACAAGGGCGACCUCCACACCAUGCUGAGGUCGGUGGACCAGCUGAAACACUCCUUCUGCAAGCUGGUUGAGACCACCGUGGAUCCAUCACAGCAACAGGAUGACCCUCUCGUCGCUGGCCUGGUCACCUUUUGCAACACAAACGACACUUUUCUGGAGGUGUCCUUGAUCAUUCUGAACAAGGUGUUGACGCAGCUGGUCUUGGACAACCCAACUGAGGUGUUCAACACACUGGGUGUAGGAGUAGCUGUUUUUGAGGCUCUCCAGAAGCAAGAAUCAUUCUGGGAUCUCCUGCUGGACCUUCCCGACCUGUUCCUGUUGCCUACUACCGAGGAAAAAUUUGCAGAUGCCGCUCAGAGAAUGGAAUACCUGAAAAGCACAAUGGCAUCUCUCCAGAGCACCUUCCCCCAAGUAAACCUCUCUCUCGCCACCGUGAAUCCAGUCAUAGAAGGCGGAAUCUCCCUUCUUAAAUACAUGAGCACAUGGUCAGGAAAAGAUGUGUAUAUCCACCUCAAGGAUGUCCUGAAGCCGUUCAAUGCUUCCGCACAGACAUCAGAUGUGAUGAACGUCAUUGAGUCCACUUCAGUGCCACUCACUGAGGCCGUAGUACUACUGGACCAAGCAUCGUUCCGUUCUUACGUGUGUGACAGCGGCAAUGCUUCAAGCUCCCUUCAACAGGCGUGCAGCAGUGGACUUGUCAUUAAAAUCUUUAACAGCAUAAGCCCACAGAAAGUGGUGGAACAGGCACUUCUGGCUUGGGGCGAUGGCAUUGCGUCUUCCGAUGUCCAAUUUACCACCCAGCUACUGAGCAAAGUCUUGAAGAACUUCUGGACUCCUGCAGGCUCCACCAGCAGCCGGGCAGGGCGCUACAGUCUUGAACAGCCCUGGAACACGCCCGAAAAGCUGUUUGACAGUAUUGGCUCUGCGGCUAUCCAGCUUCUGCAGGGGCUCCCCGGCUGGGACAUUGUACGCUCUGUCCUGAUGGGCGGACACGCCUCCAUGCAGCUUGCCACCCAGAUCCAGACAACACAGCAAGAACUAAUGGGCCUGUUCCUAAAGGAUGCAAAGCACAUCCAGGCCACAGCUCAGGGCUUAAUGCAUGACUACCACGUGGCCAAUGCCUUCGCUGUCAACGUCACCAACUCGGCAAUAAACGGUGUAAUCCAGGCUGUGCUGGGCCAGGUGGACUGCAGUAAUCAGGCUGCUCAGUGGUCCUGGAUGUCCUCCCUGAGCUCUCUGGACCCCCAGCUCUGGCACACUCUGGUUUGCUCGGGGAACGGCUCUCAGCUGGAAAACAUCCUCAUAGCCCCACUGCUUCCAGUCAUCCAGAAGGUGAACCACCUAGCUGCUGUGAUUGAGGGCACCACGUGCUACAACGUGACCACGUCUAUGCUUCUCGAGGAGUGGCACAAGGUGUUCAUGGCGUCGGAGAAGAAUGCUCAGUUUCUUCCACAAUUUUUCAGCGAGAUUGAUCAGGCGUUCUUUGACAGCUUCGUGCCGACCAACAUCACUGUCGAUUGGCUGAAUAUCUUGACAGAAAGAGCACUGGAUGUCGUUGACUAUGCUGAGACGGUGGAGCGCCUGUGGCCAGUGGUGGUACCCUACUUCAAGCUAGCCUACUACAUCAUGACCUACCAGCCAAAUGUCACUGCACCACCUAACUGUACUAUGGACCAGCAAACGUCCAUGCCACACUGCGACAUUAAUUACACCUCCGAGAAGUUCAUUGCAGCAACUAAAGUUCUGAUUGAGGAAGUAUCUGGCAAUCCAGCUGCAGUACUGAGGCUUGUCCAGGGCUCUCUGGUGGUCCUCCAGAGCACCUACAGGGACUUUUACAUCACGGCUGUGACUCAGCUCCUCAGUGCCCCAGGCCAGUUGCCAGGCGAUGGAUCCAUUGCAAAUCUCCUUGGGAAGCUCAUUCACGUGUUAGACAAAGACAUCCAGCUCAUCUCGAAACUCAUGUCAGUCGAACAGUUCGCCAGCCAUCUGCCCAUGUCCCUUCUGAAUCACAUGGUGGAAGUCUUCAAGUUGAAACCUCUUGAGCAACUGUGGAAUGGUGCCACCAACGCCUCCUCCAUUAUCGACGCGAUCCUGGCCGUGGCCCAAAACAACCAAUACCUCUUGUCAGGCUUGUCCAUGAAUCAGUCCGAUCCAUCCUCUGCUGACUUGGCAGCGCUAAUCAUGAAUUGGCUCCAGAGCAGUCAAUUCAACUUCACCAUGCCCAUUUCUGUCAAUCUGAGUAACCUGGUGCUGACAUACUCUGCCGCACUGAGCACAACAGAUCUGGCCUUCCUGGAGCAAGUUUGGAAGCCUCUCCUUAACCAGACCACUGAAGGCAUCGCUCAUUCAGUUCUAAGGGCCCUGAUGCUCUUGAGGGAAGUGGUCAGUGCCUCUGACGGCGACAUGUCUGAAGUAGUACUCACAUAUGUUCAGCAACUGCAAGCGUUUCUGGUGAGGGCUCUCCAACUUCAGCAGCACGUGCAACUCCUUCAGCCCGGUGGAGGCCUGGGUCCUGAUCAGAUCACGGACCUGAAACCAGUUGUCAUGAGCCUCCUUCAGACACUGUCACCUCAGUCCGUCCAGGCCCUUAGUUCAGAAGGAUGGUUGGCUGUAGUCGAUGCUGUCCUGGGACAGCUUGGUCAGAUGGUACCUCAUGAGCUUCAGGCACACUAUCAACAGCUUGUCAAUGACACUCGUGCUCUACUUGGUGCUCUAAAUCACUGUCAGGCCACAGGUCAGGACUGUGCUGCUGGCGUGUCACAAGUUGGCCAGAUUCUGUAUCAGGUCUCCGAGACAAUGCUAGCAGGUCCUAGUGCAGACCUAGUACUUCAGUUUGGUCCCAUUCAAGGUAACAUGACCCUCGCUGUGGCUGAGAAAUUGCUUGCUCUGUUCCGCCCUUGGACUAAUGCAUCGUCUUCACCACAGCUGACAAUGGAAUCCAUCGCCAAGGUCCUCAAUUUCCUUCAGACUAUCACCUCCAAGCCCAACAUCACAGUGGCAGGCCUCCAAGAAGCAUUGAGCGCAUCAAAUCUUACCGUCCAUGAGAUCGACCAAAUUGCACAGUUAGCCAUGAACCAAUCUGUUUCCACCAUCCUCUCCAACUUGACUGCCAUAGCCAGUAUCCAGCAAUGCCUCACUGACCAAAGCCACAAAUUCAUGAACUCCACUGAAGCUGGAUGUGCUCUGAAGAUGAUUCAGACAGCAGUCUGGUUCCUUCAAACCUUCCCUUUACCCCAAGAGACAAAAUCAAAUUUAAUGGCACUAAAGGUAAUGAUCCAAAUUUUUACUGAAAGAAUGGGAGAGGAGAAUGUUGACCCUGGCAAACUGUCAGCGGAGAUAAUAAGACAAACCCUGCAGAACAUCAAAGAGAGCCUAAAGAACCUCAACUACAACAACACUGACCAAAUCAUCAAUGAGCUCAAUGUUCUUGAUGGCAUUGUCCUUCUUGGUUUCCAUAACCAGUACCCUAAUCAUACCAUAAACCAAACGAUGAUGGGAAACAUGGACUAUGCACAGAAAGUGUACAGUGAAAUUGCACAGUGGUAUCUGACAAAAUUGGAGAACGUGACCAGUGGCAGCAUGUUUUCAGACCUCUUGUUUCCAAUCUUUCGAAUGACACAGCUGCAGAUUGCAUUGAAUUUGGCUCAGUCUGACUUUGACACGCUCGUGACCCAGCAGGUGGAAGGUCUCAUCUCCCAAGUUCAGCUCCCCCUGGAUGGACACGAUCUGAGGCAAAUCAGCCAUGCGGUCAUCAAAAUACUUCACGCCCAACUGGAUCUCAUAAAAUCGAACUUGAAACUGCAGCAGGACUACUAUGACGCAAUGGGCAUACCCAUGAACAUCACGAUACCAAAAGACAUUGAGGAACAGAUCAUGAUGUAUGUCAACCUCACACAGAAGUGGACCUCAGACCCCAGUUUUACCUCUGCUUUGGCGACUCUUCUGCAAUUGGACUUAAACGCUCUGAACGGUACCGUUGACCAAGACAUCCUUGAGCUCAUCAAAGCCAUGAUUCCACUAUUGUCAGUAGAGCAGCGGGCUUACCUCACUGCCAUAGAAAAGGCCUAUGAGGCCCUAAUCUAUGCGGUGCAAGCAGCAAGUUAUGGAGAUGUCCAAAGUGCCAACUUCACCAUGGCCAUUGAGAAUGCAGUUGGAGUCAUCCUGGAUGUGGUGUCCAGCGAGACCGGAGCCUUGCCAAACGCAACCAUUCAACACAUGGUGGCCGCCCUCAGCAGCUCUCUUCAGCUCAUUCUCAAUCCCAACAUGAGCUAUGCCCAGUCAGUCCACCUAAGCCUUGUGCUGUCAAGGAGUAUGGAGGAUGUGAUCACAGCACUCUUGCCCAGAGAGGCAGCGGAGAUACUGGCCCCUAUGACCAAUGUCAUCACCACCUACUUUGAGGCCGUCUCUCAGCCUGCUGGACCUGAUGCAUGGAACAUACUAGUUGUCAACAUCAUGAAAGGACUGAUGCACACUUUACCACAGAAUAAUACUGUGCAGCCAUAUAUCUCCCUGAUUGUGGGAGCAAUAGAGGACAUCCUGAACUCAACACAGGGUAACAGCCUGGGAGACUUGCAAAACAUGGGAAAUCUGACCAUCCCCAUGGCCAUUGAGGGUGCAGUUGGAGUCAUCCUGGAACUGGUGUCCAGCGAGACCGGAGCCUUGCCAAACGCAACCAUCCAACACAUGGUGGCCGCCCUCAGUAGCUCUCUACAGCUCAUUCUCAAUCCCAACAUGAGCUAUGCCCAGUCAGUCCACCUAAGCCUUGUGCUGUCUAGGAGUCUGGAGGAUGUGAUCACAGCACUCUUGCCCAGGGAAGUAGCGGAGAUAGUGGCCCCCAUGACCAAUGUCAUCACCACCUACUUUGAGGCCGUCUCUCAGCCUGCUGGACCUGAUGCAUGGAACAUACUAGUUGUCAACAUCAUGAAAGGACUGAUGCACACUUUACCACAGAAUAAUACUGUGCAGCCUUAUCUCUCCCUGAUCGUGGGAGCAAUAGAGGACAUCCUGAACUCAACACAGGGUAACAGCCUGGGAGACUUGCAAAACAUGGGAAAUCUGACCAUCCCCAUGGCCAUUGAGGGUGCAGUUGGAGUCAUCCUGGAACUGGUGUCCAGCGAGACCGGAGCCUUGCCAAACGCAACCAUUCAACACAUGGUGGCCGCCCUCAGUAGCUCUCUACAGCUCAUUCUCAAUCCCAACAUGAGCUAUGCCCAGUCAGUCCACCUAAGCCUUGUGCUGUCUAGGAGUCUGGAGGAUGUGAUCACAGCACUCUUGCCCAGACAGGCAGCGGAGAUACUGGCCCCCAUGACCAAUGUCAUCACCACCUACUUUGAGGCCGUCUCUCAGCCUGCUGGACCUGAUGCAUGGAACAUACUAGUUGUCAACAUCAUGAAAGGACUGAUGCACACUUUACCACAGAAUAAUACUGUGCAGCCUUAUCUCUCCCUGAUCGUGAGAGCCAUAGAGGGCAUCCUGACACAGGGUAACAACAGCCUGGGAAUCUUGCAAAACAUUGGAAAUCUGAACUUGACUGAUAUUGGCAUGAUUUCCGAGCAGCUGGAAGGGGUCUUAGCGUCUCUUCUGCCUCUCCUUGGGGAUCAAGUCCAGGGUCUGACACCGCAGCUUGGGAAAGCUAUCGCUGACACGGUUCCUGUGCUCCUUCAGGUCAUGAACGGCCAAGCUAAUCAACACACCUUUAAAAGGCUCGAGAAGAUUGUUGCAGUUCUCUUAUCAACCAUUAGAGGGAGCCCUGCCUGGAGUAAUGAAACUCUGCAUGCAGUAAAGGAAGUCAUCGCAAUGAUGGCACACAACCUAAAUGCCCAAGCAGAGCUCAUUCACAGCAUGCACAAACCUCUGGUCAACCUCACCCUACAUCUGCUCCAAGCCGUGAACACCAGCUCCUUCGACAUGGCCGACUUCUUCGGAGAAUUCCAGGCGGCUGUGCAAAACACUGUUGAAGUCGUCAUACAGACUAGCCAGGAGGGCAGGGCGGUGAACUGCAGUGACGUGGUGACGCUGUGGGAGAAGGUGGGCAAAGCAGCGGGGCUUCCUCCCAGCAGCCUGCACAUGUGGUGCAACAUCAACCUGCAGUCGCUCCUUAAUCUCCCAGAGUUCACACCAUUCAACGCAACGGCACAGUCUGCACAGUCGGUGAAUGACACAGCCGCUGAUAUCGUGAAGGCCCUGGCAUCGCUCUACAAUGCCAGCCUAUCCCAAAGCAGUGCCGUCCAACAGCUCGUCACAGCCCUCACGCAUCACCUCUCAUCCAACCAUCACGGGAUGACAAUGCAGGCUCAACAGAACUGGAUGGACCAGAUGCUUCAGAUGCAGUUGUACCAAAGCUUGUCAGGUGUGCAGAUGGCCCUGGAUCAAGUGGGUGCCGCUGCUCCGUGGCUGCGGCCCUACGUCCGCGCGGUGCAGAAGGCCACAGAGUACACCCUGCUGAACAGCAACCGUCUGCUGAACGGCACCACCACCCAGCAGGUGCUGAUGGAGGCCCUGGAGGUCCUGCUGACCGGCAUGAACUACACGCAGGAGUCCAUCAGGCAGAUCCUGAGCGGGCGCUUUAACGGCUCGUCCAUUGACCAGCUUUUGAAAAGCGUCGUCAAGGAGGUCAUUCAGAUGAGGCUGCUUGGAGACUGGCCUAUGGCGUACGGGCUGUUGGAGCAAGUUCUCAUGGCCAAUGGCUCAGAUGUUGUCCUGAACAGAGUGAUGCAUUUAAUCGACUGGAUGGUAACCACUGAGGAAACUGGCAUAGCCUUUUUCACCCACAUGCUUCCAAAAGUCUACGAUGUCGUUCAGGCCGUCUUGGAAAUGGUGUCGCAGAUCGUUUCUGGCCUGCCUCCUUACACGGACAUGCUGACCGAGCUUGUUGGGAACAUGCUGAACGUGCUCCGGCAAAUCACGCGCACCAGCAACCUCUUUGGUCCGGUGGAUGCCUACCUGGCAGACUUCCAGAGGAGCGUCAUGCCGAUGGCUCCCUCGUCACCCCGCUGGAUGAGGCGAGAGGUCAGCAGGGAGCCCAUGGACGACUUCCUGGACCUUCUGCAGGUCGAUUAUGCCGCCUUGUUCCACGCCCUGUCCAUAGAGCCCACACCCUACGAGAUCAUCGAGACCAUCCACCUCCUCUUUUCCAACCCUGACAUGGCCAUAUUCGUGAAGGGUCUGAACUAUGACCUGACCGGAAGCUCUGCGCAAGAUGAAACCAUCGACACUGUUCUGGGCGUCCUCUCGUACCUGACAACGCCCAGCCAAGUGGUGCAGUAUGUGAGUUUGUUCACAGAGAUUGCGGAGGACGACUGGAAUGUCGGUGACUUGCAGAAACUGGGGGCGUUGUCGGAGAGCCUGGCGCGAAUGAUCGAUGUCGCCAUGAUAAUGUCUAAGCAGCCCUCUCUCAACAUUGCUCAUAGGGUCGACCAGAUUGCGAAGCAGCUGUCCAGUUUGGUGGACAAGAUCGUCGGUCAUCAGAGCAACACCACUGAUCUGGCCUCCGAGUUUCUCACUGCCCUGAAUAACAUUCUCCUCCAAAACAUUGAGGAAGCCAAAGACAUCAGCCCGCAAAUCACAGCCAUUUUGAAAGCCAUAAUCAACGCUGCCUCCAAGCCAGGAUCACAGAUGAGUCUGAUGCCUUACAUGAUGGCUCUGGACCAAACCGUCAGUGCUUUUGCCCCAAUUCUCUCACCCGAGAAUCUGAUGUACUUCAACAUAUCUGGACAGAUGAUCAAAGGUCUCGCCAUGCUGGCGUCCUAUCCAGACGACAUUGAAAAAGUACUGCACUCGGUUUACUUGCUCUCAGCCACUGUGAACCACGCUCUUGCCUUCAGCGGAGAGGUCAGCCUUCCGGGUGGCCUAUCCAUUCAGGAGGUGGUGGGGCCCGUGGUCCUGAACAGCGCUCUGGCCACACACAUCCUCUGGAACCUCUCCUCCGUCAGCCACACCUACAGCACCACCCUGGAGAAGCAGAUGAUGAUCAUCCAGAGCAUUGACAGUGCAGUGUCUCUUCUUCCAGAGGACGCACGAGCCCACACUGCCCCGCUGAGGGGUGUCCUUCUCUCGGCUCUCUCCUGGACAUCGAGCACAGACCAAAUCCGUCCGGCCUUCAUGAACAUCUCCCACGAGGUCACCGCGUCACUCCUGACCAUCCUCAAUGUCACUCAAGGUCCCGUGUCCAUGGACGAGAAGGGCCCGGCGCGCAUUCUCUACGUGGUGUCCAACCUGGUGUCUCAGAGCCUGUUUGAGGGCCUGGAGAUGGCCUCAUCCUACCCCAGCCUGUCUGAGAUGCUGAGCUCUCUGAACAGCGCAGUGGGCACCCUGGGCACAGUCCUGCCACCCACAGGCAGCCAUUACCUCAACGUCUCAUACCAACUCCUUGAAAAAUUAGCUCACGCUGUGAACUACACCAGUUCCACAGGAGACCUCGAUGGAGCUCUGUCCAUGCUCUCAGGCUUCGUCCACACCCUGGUGAGCGCGGUGCAGUACCCGGGCAACGCGACCGCCACAGACAACGCUUUUGGAGAGCUUGAGGCUGCUUUGAAGAUGGCCCUGCAGAUCCUCAUGUCUGGAGGCGACCCCUUGGAGCAAGCAGCUGGGGUCUCCCAGCAGCUCCUGCACAGCGUCCACAGCAUGCUGUCCCUGGCCAGUGGCGGCACGGAGCUGGAUCUGGCGAAACUGGUGCUGGGAGCAACCAAGAUGAACUUGGGCCACCUGUUGAUGAUGAACGACACAAACUGGCUGAGCAAACUGCCUAUGGUGCUGGCAGACGUGACCAGAAGCCUCCCUGACGGCCUUCCCUACGCCCGCCUCAUUAAGAACAUAACAGGCAGCCUAGGCAAGGAACCUCAAGGCAACCUGAGUAUCCUGCUGGAGAUGGCACAGACAAUAUCAGAGUUGCUGAUGACUGACAUGUGGUCUUCCAACUACACCAUGUUACUGCACCGACUCUCAUCUCAGCUGUGUGGUGUGGAGAGGCUGGAUGCUGCCCAGCAGGUCAUCAAGGCGUUCUCCCUGCCCGGGGGGCUGCUGUGCCAGUCGGUUGGACCAGCCAUGACCGCCAUCCACCAGCUGACCAUUAAUGUGGCAGGAAACGGCAGCGAACUCUACAACGUGCUCUAUGAGCUGUUCGUUGGAGACCCUGCGACCUACGACAUCGAGUCUGACUGGGUCAACGUUGUGUCCAAGGUAAUUGGCUUCAAUGUAAGCACUUUGGGAUCAUUAGAAGUAAACACGACUGCUCCACAAGCUAGCGUAAAAGUGUCAGAUCUACUCCAGAAUGCCACCAGCUUUGCGAUCGAUGUCCAUAAAUACACACAGCUCAGCCCGGAGAUAAUUCAAGUUCUGCUGAAUUUCACACUGCCCAAUAGCAAUCUGAAGAUUCUGGCCAUGUUGACCAACCUGCGCUACUGUACUAUGCCCUCCAUGAUGUCAGCCAAUGACACGCUACUCUUCAACGCCUUCUGCCGUCUCAGGCCGGAGCAGUGGUACAACUUUGUCAUUCUGUUCGUCCGCCACCAUAGUGUGGAAAAUGUCAUCUACAAGCUCCUGCUGUCCAGUGACAUGCAGGGCUUGGUCGGCGUGGUGCUGCAGAUGGUGCACUUCUUGACGGACAUGAUGAACAAGCUGCUGCCUGCCAUCCACCGGCUGCAGGAGUACUUGUCCUCCUUUGGCAACCUCAACCUGGUGGCUGACUCAGAGUUCCACAGCCUGGUACGAGGCAAGCGCUCCACCAUCUCGAGCAAGUCUGCCUUCGUGGCCAUCUCGCGGGCGCUCUGCAGGAACGGCAUCAUGGCACUCUUUGGCAUCUCCAAGCUGCCCAUCAUGACGGAGAGUGACGCCUCCACCAAAUCCGACCACAGCAGAGAAGAACUCAUCGAGAAGUUCAUGAUACCCCGAGAUGCCUCCCCGUUCUGCAUGAACUUCUACCUGGACAUGGUGAACACGACGGGCGGGGCUGUGGCGUGGGCCUUCCUCAAGCCCAUGCUGCUGGGGCAGGUGCUGUACACCCCCGACACCCCCCUCACCAGGGAGAUCAUCAGGAAGUCGAAUGGCACACUGCACCAGUUUGGCCAGCUGAGGUCGUUCUCGGAGGAUUGGAUCAUGGCCUCGUCAUACGUGAUGAAGUCAGCAGAUCUGCUCAAUAAGACAAUGCCAAUGCUGAAGAACUCCCUGAGCAACCCAUUUGUUCAGAACUUCAUCGAAUCACAGACAGACAUUGACGUCAGCCUCAUGAAGGACACUCUACAAAACUUUUCCAACAUUACCCAGCUCCUGGAGAAGAACAAGUUCAUUGUGGGCCAGAUCACCACGCUGUCCACGUUGAUGAUGAACCUCUCCUCCUGCGUGAACUUCGACCGCUACAAGGCCAUGAAGACGGUGGAGGAAAUGGACCAGCGAGCGGAGGUCCUCGCUGAAACAAGAGACCUUUACGCCAGUAUCAUCUUCAAGCUGCCGCAAGAGAACAACAGCAGCCUGCCUGAGAAAGUGGACUACACCAUCCGCAUGCAGAUCGACAACUCCAUGAGAACGGACCGCACCCGCAACCCCUUCUGGGUGAGGGACUCGUACAUCUCCAUGACCAGGACCCAGAGGUACAACCGGGGCUUCAUCUACCUGCAGGAGGCCAUAGACCGAGCCAUCAUCGAGACCCAGCUGGGCCAGCCGGUGCAGGAGCCCGCCGUCCAGCUGCAGGCCUUCCCGUACCCCUGCUUCCUCAAGGACGAGUACCUGGACAGCAUUUCCUUCGCCUUCCCGCUGGUCCUCAUGAUCGCCUGGGUGCUGUUCAUUGCCAACUUUGUCAAGAAGCUGGUGCAAGAGAGGGAGCUCCGACUGCACGAGUACAUGCGAAUGAUGGGCGUCAACCCCGUCAGCCACUUCUUCGCCUGGUUCAUCGAGAGCGCCUGCUUCCUGCUGACCACCAUCGUCAUCCUGACGGCCAUCCUGAAGGUGGGCCGCGUGCUGCCGCACAGCGACGCCUUCCUGCUCUUCCUGUACCUGUGCAACUACGGCCUGUCCAUCCUGGCCAUCAGCUACCUGGUCAGCAGCAUGUUCAACAAGACCAACGUGGCCGGCCUGAGCGGCAGCCUCAUCUACGUCAUCUGCUUCUUCCCCUUCAUCGUCGUCAUGUCGCUGGAGAGCAACCUCACGCUGGGCGCCAAGACCGCACUGAGUCUAUUUUCACCAACCUGCUUCAGUUACGCCAGCCAGUACAUCUCCCGCUACGAAGCCAAGGAAGAAGGCAUCCAGUGGAGCAAUGCCUACGUGUCCCCCAUGGCAGGGGACUCGGCCUCCUUUGGGUGGCUGAACUGGCUCCUCCUCAUCGACUCUCUCGUCUACUUCAUCGUGGGUGCAUACAUUCGCAUGGUUUUCCCAGGCAAAUAUGGGAUUCCAGCACCCUGGUAUUUCCCAGUUAUGCCGUCUUUCUGGCGUGACCUGUUUGGGUGUCAGACGACCUCCAAAAAAUCCGCCAAAGGCCUGUUUUUCGCCAACAUCAUGCAAAAGGACCCAGGAUACAACAAAAACAAAGGAAACGGCAUGUUCCCUGAGCAAGAGGAGGAGUUCCCUGACAUGCCCGUCGGGGUGGCUCUACAUGGCCUGACCAAAACCUAUGGCAGGAGGCACGCCAUCCACAACCUCAACCUGGCCUUCUACGAGGGACAUGUCACCACACUGCUGGGACACAACGGAGCCGGAAAGACCACCACCAUGUCUCUGCUGACUGGGUUGUUUGGCCCCACCUCUGGUUCCAUCGAUGUGUACGGGCGAGAUAUGCAGGCCAACAUCGAUGAUAUCCGCCGCGACCUGGGCGUGUGUAUGCAGUACGAUGUCCUCUUUGAUGACCUGACGGCCAAGGAACAUCUGCUCUUGUACGGCCAGAUCAAAUCACCCCACUGGUCAAAGGCAGAACUGAACGAGCAAGUGCGCAGCAUCCUGCAGGAGACAGGCAUGUACGCCCACCGCCACAAGCGGGCGUGCACCCUGUCGGGCGGCAUGAAGCGUAAGCUCUCCAUCUCCAUCGCGUUCAUCGGAGGCUCCAGGCUGGUGGUGCUGGACGAGCCCACCACGGGCGUUGACCCCUGCUCCCGACGCAGCAUCUGGGACAUCAUCCUGCAGCACAAGAGCGAUCGCACCAUCAUCCUGUCCACCCACCAUCUGGACGAGGCCGAGGUCCUGAGUGACCGCAUCGCCUUCAUGGAGCGCGGAGGCCUCAAGUGCUGUGGCUCGCCCUUCUACCUCAAAGACAAGCUCGCUCAGGGCUACAACCUGACGCUCACCAAGAAGGUGCUGAGCCCCGACUCGGAGGAGCAGUUUGACAGUGCGGAGCUGAAGGCCUUCAUCCAGUCCUACUUGCCCGAGGCGCGCAUGAAGGAGGGGGAGGUGGGCGACGUGGUGUACAGCCUGCCCCCCUACAGCUCCCAGAACGCGGCCUCCUACCGAGCCCUGCUCACCAGCCUGGACCAGAACCUGGACACCCUGCAGCUGGGAUGCUACGGCAUCUCAGACACCACCCUGGAGGAGGUGUUCCUGCAGCUGACGAAGGACGGCGACGAUGACAAGAAGGACACGCCCUGGUCCAUCUCUGAGUCUGUGCUUGACAAGGCCGCCUCGCGAGAUAGCCUGCCCGACGACCUCUCGGAAAGCAGCUUCAGCUUUGGAGACAAAGCCAGCCUGACGGGCACGUCGACGGUGCGUGGUCUGGCCCUGCUCUGGCAGCAGGUGGUGGCCAUGGUGAUGAAGCGCGUGCACCACUCGCGGCGCGACUGGAAGGGCAUGUUCUCCCAGGUCAUCCUGCCCGUCCUCUUCGUCAUCGCUGCCAUGGGCCUGGGCUCCAUCAAGAGCAACCUGCAAACCUUCCCCGAGAUGCAGAUCUCACCCGGACUGUACCACACCGGCGAGCAGUACGCCUUCUUCAGCAACCAAAACCCACAAUCCAGCAAACUGGUGGACACCAUGAUGUCAUACCCUGGUAUUGAUGAUGUGUGCUCAAACCAUCCAGAGGACAAGGCUUGUGCCAUAGACUCCAAGACUGAGCCACAAACCUGGACGAGUCGAGGAAACAGCUCGAAGCCAUUUAGCUCCUGCAAGUGCUCCAAAACUGAGCAGGUCUGCGAGCGUGACAACUAUCAACCUCCUCAUAUGCGGAACCCCUCGUCUCAAAUUGUGUACAACGUGACUGGAUUAGAUGUGGAAAACUACCUGCUGUCCACUGCCAAUGACUACGUCAGGAACAGGUAUGGUGGAUGGUCCUUCGGAAAGCCUUUGCCUCCAGACCUGAAAAUGGAUUUGUAUGACGUGCCUAAGAACAGGACGCUAACCAAGGUCUGGUACAACCCUGAGGGCCACCACACCAUGCCAGCCUACCUAAACAGCCUGAACAAUUUCAUCCUGCGAUCCAGGCUGCCAGCUGACAAGGACCACAGGCAGUACUCAAUCGGGGUGUCCAGUCAUCCUUACCCAGGCCAGGUGGAUGAAGAAGAUGCCAUGGUGAAGGGUCUGGUCAACACCUUGGUGGCCUUGUGUGUCCUGACGGGCUACUCCAUCAUGACGGCCAGCUUCGUGGUCUACGAGGUCCAAGAGCACCACACGGGCUCCAAGCGGCUGCAGCAUAUCUCCGGGAUCAGCGAGCCGUUCUACUGGACCGUUAACUUCAUCUAUGACAUGGCCAUCUACAUGGUGCCCGUGGCGUUGUCCGUGGCCAUGAUUGCCGCCUUCCAGCUGCCCGCCUUCACCGAGCGCCAGAACCUGGGGGCGGUCACGCUGCUGCUGAUCAUGUUCGGGUUUGCCACCUUCCCUUGGAUGUACCUCCUGACAGCAGUCUUCAAGGAUGCAGAGAUGGCCUUCAUCAGCUACGUGUGCAUCAACCUCUUCAUCAGCGUCAACACCAUCAUCUCCACCGCCAUCGUCUACUUCCUGGGUCAACUCAACCAACACGAUGAGAGCAUCCAAGCGGUCUACCAGACCCUGAACAGCGUCUUCCUCAUCUUCCCCCAGUUCAGCUUUGGCAACGGGCUGAUGGAGCUGGCUCGGGUGGACAUCCAGAUCCAGAUCCUCAAGGUCUACGGGGUGGACGCGUACAAGGAUCCGUUUGGAACAGACAUGCUCGGCUGGAUGUUCUUGUCCCUGUUCGUCCAGGGGGUCCUGGCGUUCACGCUGCGUCUGCUGCUCAACAAGUGGCUGAUGCGUAAAGUCAGGAAGUUGUUCUGCCGCAGGAGGCCCGUGCCCCAGAGGGCGUCCGGGGAUGAGGAUGAGGACGUGGUGGCAGAGCACAGGCGAGUGGACAGUGGGGCCGCCAGUUCAGAUGUGCUGCAGUUGAACCAGCUGACCAAAACCUACCACCACCUCAGCAAGAAGGUGCAGGCUGUCAAGAAGCUGUCUGUGGGCAUUCCAGCUGGAGAGUGCUUUGGACUUCUGGGUGUCAACGGAGCCGGAAAGACAACCACCUUUAAAAUGCUGACUGGAGACAUCAGCCCUACUGGUGGAAAUGUUCAGAUCCAGGACUGGGAUGGGCGUAUGGUGGACAUAAUGGACUGCCGCCAGAAGGGCAUCAACAUCGGCUACUGCCCUCAGGUGGACGCCCUCGAUGACCUCCUGACCGGAGAGGAGCACUUGUACUUCUACUCCAGGAUCCGUGGAAUAUCCAGGCGGGAAAUGGACAGAGUGGUGAAUUAUCUGCUGAGAAAGCUGGAGCUCGAGUACCAUAGAAACAACAUCUCAGAAAGCUACAGUUGUGGAACUCGCCGGAAGCUCUCCACUGCCCUGGCAUUGAUUGGACACCCUCAGAUUCUGCUUCUGGAUGAGCCCAGCUCCGGCAUGGAUCCUCGCUCCAAGCGGCACCUCUGGAAGAUUAUCUCAGAAGAAGUAAUGGGAAAAUGUGCCGUAGUCCUGACCUCACACAGCAUGGAGGAGUGCGAAGCCCUGUGCACACGUCUUGCCAUUAUGGUACAGGGCCAGUUCAGGUGCCUGGGCUCCCUUCAGCACAUCAAGAACAGAUUUGGCAGUGGAUUCACAGUAAAAAUGUAUCUUGCUGUGGCCUCCUGCGACGUAGACGUCAUCACCAGGUUCAUGCAGCAGCAUUUCCCCAGCACAUAUCUGAAGGACCACCACUCUACCAUGGUGGAGUACCACGUUCCCAUCGCCCCCGGUGGAGUGGCAGACAUCUUUGACCAGCUGGAGUCCAAUAAGACUGCACUGCAGAUCAAGCACUUUUCAGUCAGCCAGACCACUCUGGAUGAGGUCUUCAUCAACUUUGCCAUGGGGAAAGACGGCAUGGAGAAGACAGACGCGGUGCUGCUGACUGAGGGCUCUGACGCAGACAGCCUCAACUCCUUUGACUCCGUCGACACAUGAAGGAGAACCACUCUUUUGCAAAACACCACCGGCACGACUGAGCUGACCCUGACAAAUUCUCUGGAAUAGCAUUAAUAUAUACCGUACAUAUGCUUUAAUGCAAAUUUUGUUAAACGUGGGGGAGGAGAUUAUUUUAAUCAUUCUUUUUUUUUAAAUUGUAAAUUGUUGUCGUGAUGGUAUGCUUGUCAUUUAUUCUACUCAUGAAGGACUGGUUAUGAAGUACACUUUACUGGUUAUGAAGUACACAUUACUCAGGGUAGGCUCUCUCUAUAAUGGAACACAAAUAGCCUACAUUGCACAGGCGCUUGUUGAAUUUUAAUCAUAAAAUCUGUAUUUUCUAAAGGUAUGAGAUUUAAUUGUCUGGCUUUUUCUCUAUAUUUAUUAUAUUGACCAAUAUGCACUGUUUAACUGUAUAUUAGUGAAGACUCUGUGUUCUUUUCUUUAUUAUCAUCAUACAUCACAAGUAUUUUUUUUAUUUACUUAAGAUGCCCCCCCCCCAUCAAACUAAACUAUUAAAUGUUAAUGUAAAUGCACAGUUGAUGUAAUGGGGCAUUACAGUUGAGAUUGUGUGCCCAGGCUGCUCGGUGCAAGCGAGACCUACAACACAUAAAUUGGAAAAAAACCUUUUGGGCUCACAGAUACAAAUGAUUCUCCCCCAUAUCCGUGUAUUUUUGCUCUCACUGCCAUUAAUAUUUCCCAUAGCACACAGCAAUAAGAAUGUGUUGAAUAUUUCAUUGGCUUUCUAUUCCAUUGGUUGAGGCAGAACAAAAAAAAGCUGUCUUUUUCAUUUUUUUUCUAUAUUAAACUUUUUUGAACUGCA